Messenger RNA from Nicotiana tabacum (common tobacco), 715 nucleotides. RefSeq lists its product as uncharacterized. Lineage: Eukaryota; Viridiplantae; Streptophyta; Magnoliopsida; Solanales; Solanaceae. The record is from RefSeq and is a predicted model, not a curated record.
AAGACGAAAUAAGAGCAAAACAUUUUGUGGACAACAGGUAAUGGGCAUUUUACAACAAUUCCGAGCAGUCGCCGGGAAGCUUUUCAACCGGAGAAGUCAACAGAAACCAUCAGAAGAUGCAUAUGCUUCUUCAGAAGGUGAGUACAGUGUAACGUCGGCGGUAACCAAAAUCAGUAGUCCCGUUAAGUAUGGCGGAACUCAAUCAGAUGAGAAAAUUAGCAACAUUCUCUGCAAGCUCCGUAAAUUUGCUAUUGUCUCUGCCGUUGACGAGUCUCUCAGAACCGUCGCUGGUGGGAGUAAAAUCGUAAAGGAAGGAUCAAAGGAUCAAUCGCCUUCACGUCCUAGACUUGACAAACAAGAAAUUACUGUUAUGAUGGAGGAGAUGCAAGCAAAGAUGGAGAAACUUCAGGAUGACAUGAAUAGCAUGAAGCAGCAAAAUGAGGUGUCAGCUAAGUGUGCCAAUGGAUUGGAUUCCUUAGAGUUCUCUGAUGAGCCUAUCAAGAGUUCAACGCCUGCAAAAUCUAAUGGAAAAAAGGUUUUCAUUCGUUCUCGGCUGUAGAAAGCAGUACAAUCUUGGCAGUGAGGAAUCUUCGCUUAACAUAUAGGUUCCACUCUGUAAUUUUCAUGUGAUUUGCAUUGUAUCUGUAUAAUACAUGUAUUUUUUUGGUCAACAUAUAAUACGUGUAUUAAUAUCUAAACAAUUCAGAUGUGCCAA